Molecule: messenger RNA, 1360 nt
Organism: Arachis stenosperma
Lineage: Eukaryota; Viridiplantae; Streptophyta; Magnoliopsida; Fabales; Fabaceae
Product: peroxygenase-like
Exons: 6
Coding region: 12-812 (266 amino acids)
Molecular function (GO): monooxygenase activity; calcium ion binding
Source: RefSeq, a predicted model, not a curated record
UAUUGUGCAGAAUGCAGAGGAGACGGCACCUUGUAGAAGUUGGGUGGAGAAGAGAACUUGGAAGAUUACUAGUCUUAGAAACGCAAAUGGCUGCAGAGUUUGAGAAGGAGUCACUCGUAACUGAGGCGUAUUAUGCAGAUGUUACUGUAGAAAGAAGGGUCAGAAAUGACUUGGAGGACUCUCUUCCAAAGCCAUACAUGGCUCGAGCACUGACAGCACCAGAUACAAAGCACCCAGAUGGAACAGUAGGGCACAGGCACAACAACAUGAGUGUUCUACAGCAACAUUGUGCUUUCUUUGACCAAGAUGACAAUGGAAUUGUUUAUCCUUGGGAAACAUUCGUAGGCCUCCGUGCGAUUGGCUUUAAUUUCAUUGCUUCUAUUAUCAUGGCUGUUGGAAUCAAUCUCGCUAUGAGUUAUCCCACUCUCCCUCACUGGUAUCCUUCUUUGCUGUUGCCAAUCUACAUACACAAUAUUCACAGAAUAAAGCAUGGGAGUGAUAGUGGAACUUAUGACACGGAAGGACGUUAUGUACCGGUAAAUCUUGAGAACAUUUUUAGCAAGUAUGCUCGUACAGUACCUGAUAAGCUCACACUUGGAGAGAUUUGGGACAUGACUGAGGGCAACCGAAAUGCAUUUGAUCCAUAUGGCUGGGCUGCUGCUAAAUUUGAAUGGGGGGUUCUGUAUGUUCUGGCAAGGGAUGAGGAUGGUUUCUUGUCUAAGGAGGCUGUGAGAAGAUGCUUCGAUGGCAGCUUAUUUGAAUACUGUGCUAAGAUGAAUUAUGGAUAUUAUGAUGAUGCUAAGACGAGUUGAAAUAUUUGUCUCUCUUGUAUGGUAUGAGAAUAAUCAUUGCUAAGUGAAAUUUCUUUGUUUGUUAAUACUGUUAGAAAGAUGUUUCAACAAUAAAGAAGCAGCAGCAUGUGACUAUAUUUGAUGUAAUUGAAGAAUUUCAAAUUUUAGUUGCAUUAAUUUGUAUCACUCCUUAUAAUAUAUAAUCUAUAUAGCGCAUAUAUUAUCUCCUUUUAUUUGCAAGGAAAAACCUCUGGGGUAAAUGGGGAAUCUUUCUCCACGUAAAGAAUGUGCGUGUCACUCAGGUGUAUUGGGGGCGUGUCCAAUUGCAUGAUUUUCCAUUAUGCUAUGUGCGGAGAAAGCAGAUGGUGGAUCCAGUUCUCAAAGUUGGUGUUUGAACGUGAACACACUAUCAUUAAACACACUAUCAUUAAGGUAGUAUUUGUUUUCGUGUACAGUUCUCAAAGUGGUGUUUGAACGUGAACACACUAUCAUUAAGGCAGCAUUUGUUUUCGUGUACAGAAUACACAAACGUGAACAGUAAAUAUCAAGGGAUAGAUUAUUCUUAUUGA